This is a messenger RNA of Syngnathus acus (greater pipefish), 4149 nucleotides long. RefSeq names its product ubiquitin-conjugating enzyme E2R 2 (gene ube2r2). Bases 613 to 1395 code for a protein of 260 amino acids. Gene Ontology annotation, biological process: ubiquitin-dependent protein catabolic process; protein polyubiquitination. Gene Ontology annotation, molecular function: ubiquitin conjugating enzyme activity. NCBI's taxonomy places the organism in Eukaryota, Metazoa, Chordata, Actinopteri, Syngnathiformes, Syngnathidae. The record is from RefSeq and is a predicted model, not a curated record. The transcript is spliced from 6 exons.
ACGUCGAUGACGCACCGCAGACACGCGCAAUGGUAACCGGAAGCAUAGUUGAGAGGAAAAUAAAAAAUCGAUCAAAACCCCCAGUUGGUCUUGAGGGUGAUUCUCACCUUCUGUCAUUUCCACGGCAUAGCUUCGCAUUUGAUAGCCCUUAACACCCCCGCCAUCAGAGAGGACGGUAGCGAGAAGAAAUAACUGCCCCGUUUGACCGAAGUUGCUCGCUAACUGGUUUAGCUGACGUGGGGAGAAGUUGAGACAGCCAGAGAGCAGAGACAAACACAAACAAGCUGGGAUCAGCGGAGCGCCUGUCCGAAACGAACCAGCUGCACGGGCACAUGUCACGGAGUGCGACUUUGCUUUUCCCGAGCCCAAGAAUGAUCCACGGGAGACGGUGACUUCCACUGAAACGAGCUCCAUGUAGACUGUCAACAGUGGCAACACAAAGAAUUUCGGCAGCACAACACGAGGAUCAUCCGUAAGCAGGAGAAUAACAUCCACGGCUCAUGUCACCACCGCCCUGUGUCACUUUGGCCGGCAAGCACUACCAAUGACUUUGUUCUCCGGUUCUCUGCUGUAACCAAAUUUACAUUGCAACAACACAGAAGUGGGAUCGGCAUGGCCCAUCAGGCAACCCCGAGCUCUCAGAAGGCCCUGAUGAUGGAGUUGAAGUCACUUCAGGAGCAGCCUGUGGAAGGCUUCCGCAUCACUCUGGUUCAGGAGUCGGAUCUCUACAACUGGGAGGUGGCCAUCUUUGGGCCUCCGAACACCCUGUAUGAGGGCGGCUACUUUAAGGCUCACAUCAAGUUCCCAGUGGACUACCCGUAUUUACCACCAACCUUCCGUUUCAUCACCAAGAUGUGGCACCCAAACAUUUAUGAGAAUGGCGACGUGUGCAUCUCCAUCCUGCAUCCUCCAGUCGACGAUCCACAGAGCGGAGAGCUGCCGUCAGAAAGAUGGAAUCCAACCCAGAAUGUCAGGACCAUCCUUCUUAGCGUCAUCUCUCUACUCAAUGAGCCAAAUACGUUUUCCCCUGCGAACGUGGACGCUUCAGUCAUGUUUCGAAGGUGGAGAGACAGCAAAGGCAAGGACAAAGAGUACGCGGAGAUUAUCAGAAAACAAGUGAUGUCCACAGCGGCCGACGCCGACCGAGACGGCGUUAAAGUUCCGACCACGCUGGCGGAAUACUGCGUCCAGACCAGGGUACCCUCCCAGGACAGUAGCUCGGACCUUCUCUACGAUGACCUUUACGACGACGACAUGGAGGAGGACGAGGAGGACGACGACGAGAGCGAGAUGGAGUCUAUAGGCGAAGCCGGAGCGGUCGGUUCCGUGGAGGACGGCGGGACGUCUAACAGGUGUUACGACGACCAGGAUGACUCUGGCAACGAAGAGUCAUGAUCUGGAUCUGCACGACUGUCCGCAUCCCCUGCCUCAUUUAGUGUGUGUGUGUGCGUGAGUGUGAGCGCGUACACAGUGGGGCCAAAAGUCUACUGCCAAAAAUUUUUCAUCAACUAUUAAACAGUCAAAUAACGUCCCCCCAAUAGUUUUCACUAAAAAGUUUGUCGUCGAGUCACCGUUUGCCUUAAUUACAGCUUGCACUUGGUCUGGUACAAAUGUAUUGCAGAACCGAUUUGGCGUUGCUUCUAUCCACCUCCUGGUAGUGUUUAUGAUUUUUAGAUUAUACUAAGAUGAAAACAUCAUGGCAUCUAAUCAGUCUUGCAAUUGAGACUACAUCUUCUAAAGAUGUGAAAUGACUAUUUUGUUUGAAAAACUCUUAUCGUGGAAAAGCGGCUUCCAAUUUGUGCGCUUACUGACUUCAUUAGGCAAAUGCUCUGCCCUCAAAAUAAGACAAUAAGGCUCAGUUUUGACUGACUGUCGAGAGGUAUUUUACUGAAUAAUUAUUGUGGUGUAGAACUGCAUUGUAUUUCCGAUACAGGGUGUCCCAAAAUUCAUCAUACACUAAAUGUUUUUCUAUUUCAUUUCAGGUAUCAUUCGAACUAAGCUGACAAAAAUGGCUUUGCAUGUCCGAAUGAUGCCUGGGGGGGGGGGAAACAAAACAGACAUAUGGUGAAUUUUGCGACACCUUGCCUAUUGUACCGCUCAUGUAGCUAAAUGAGGUAGCCAAAACUGUGUCAAAUGAGCACUAUUGUCUUUUCAAAUGAAUAUUUUUUGAUACAGCGCCUCAUCAUAUUUUUGUAUUUACCGUGCAGGCAUAGGAGGUCAGUUGCAUCAUUGUCAAAGUUCUGACUGACAUUGCUGCCAAUUUAGUCACUCUUCGCAUUUGAUAAAUGAUGAAAAUAACGGCCCGCUCGCAUUCUCUCGGGCCCCACUGUUUGCUGUCUGCCUGCCGUAGUGUUGACCACCCUCCAUCUUACUCGUCACUUUUUGUAAUGUCCUCCUAGGCGUGUGUGGAUUUUUCAAGGAAUGAGGAUGGACAGCGAAACUGCAAACGACUCCUUUACGAGGAGACCGCUAUCUUGCUGGCAUCUGCCUUUUCCAUGCUAGAGUGUGUUGACACAAGGCUACGCUGUGCCCCGUCCAUCACCACUGAUCCCUCAAAAGGGGGUGAGCGAGCUGAAGACUUUUCUCAGCAAGCCUCUCUGCCUCUCUGCCUCUCAAACCUCAGGGCCUCUAAAGACUUUCUCUGAGAGUGGAAAAAGCAACAAGGGACGACUGUCACCCGGUUUUCUUUAUUGUAAUGUUUUCCGAGGGCAAACGGUCGCCUUCGAUCCCACAGCAGGAUUGUUUACAAGUGUUGAUGUUGGUCCCCACUCAAGCUUCAUUUUGCCCUCAAAUCACCCAAAUCCACUCAAGCUGAGGAUAUUUUUUUCUCCAGAGGUUGCUCACGAUGUUACUGACGUAAAAAUGUUACACUUUCACACCCUGACACUUUUAUGCUUAGUACCGUGCCACACCGCAGUCGAGUUUGUCGCCUGUCGAUCGAGACAGUAGUCAAAAUGCAGCUUGGUUUGUAUUUGAAUGACAACGUCAACGUGUGAUGUGUGCACUUGGGUUCACGGCCGGUGUUGAAUUGGACGCUGGCGGGGUUUUUGAUUAGGUUUGCUCACGAGACUUUUUCUGUGUUUGCGGUGCAGGAGAAUUUUAAAAUGUGUUCACAGGUAUUUAGAAUAUCUGGGUGGAUUUUAUGCCAAGGAAUUGAAGUACAGCUGAAUAUAUAUAUUUUUUUUAAUUAAAGCGGAGUAGCAGAUUUCCACGCGGUUUAAAGAAACGCAGGUUGAUUUGAAUGUGAAACCAAAGGAGUGAAUCGUUCGCUCCUGUGCUAUGGAAACUCUCCGCGACAAAAAGCUCAAACGUGGGUCACGAAUAGAACAGAUUUUGUGACAUUGCCUGACAUUUUCUUGUGUACUCUCCCUCAUUUGGUGUUUUAUUUUUCCUUUCGUGAUGAGAACAUUUGAUGUAUCUCGUGUGUCUAUCGAAUGUGAAGCUAUCCUACCAUCACUUGCACAUCCUGAUUCGGUCUUGAAAUGACUCAAGCAACUAUGAGGAUAAUGUCAUGAAAGUGAAGUGGCCAAUUGGGAUUCUAGGAUCCAUUAUGUUCGUGGUUUCUGGAAAACCGCACCAUUUUUCCUAAUUUCAUCAAAAUAAAUCUGAGUCUGCAAUGCUGAUCAAUCAUAAGUCUAUGACCACAUCGAUCAAUCAGUCCAUCACUGCUGUACUCCAUUAUCCAUUUCCUAUUGAUGGAUAAUUGAAUGAAUCCCAAACUCCUGUUUCACAGACAAAAUGGGUUAAUCACGUACUUCAUUAAUGUAGGAUAAACCCACCCCAACUGACACAAUCUGAGAUCCUGAUGAGGCUGUCAUCUGAUUUCUCAGCACCUAUCGAACUGCAUCUUUGAGUGUGUCCAAAUCUAUUGAUGUUAAAUGCUGUAUGCGUUGGGUUUUUUCUUUUUUUUUUUUGUCCACUAGUGUGCUAUUGUUAUUGAGGAUGCAAGUGUCACUGAUAAAAGAUUUCAUUGUAAACAAAAUGCCACUGGUUUUGUUUGUGGCCAGAUAGUUUUGCUUUGAGCCCACAAGUCAUAUAAAUACACUACACGAGUUGUUGGUUUCCGAGGGGUUGAAAUAAGGGUUGACUUGAGGCACAGUUGCCAUGGUAACAUUUGGAAUUCAUCAAUAAACCAGUAUGCUAUCACAA